AUGGAGUCGUUGCGGACGUCCAAGAGCAUCGCGCAGAGCGAGCUGCAGCAGCUCAAGGAGACGCUUCGGCGGCUGAGCGCGGCCGACGACCCGACGACGAACCUCAAGCUGAGCUCGCUUGUGACACCGGCAACGCUCACGCCGACGACGCCCAAGGCUACGCUACGCCAUGCGCCAACGACGCCGACAGGCGCGUCCAACAGCAAGGCCGUGCUCUCGGCGCUCAAGGCGCUCCAAGACAAGAUUCGCCGCGUCGAGGACGAGCGCGCGACCUUGGAGGACGAGUGCGCGAAUCUCCGCGCACAGCUACGGCUCAACGAAGGCCAACACGUGGCAGCAGCCAAGAAGACCGCGUACGAGCUCGAGCAGGUCAAGGACGCUGCGCGCGCUGCGUACGAAGCUUUGCGCGCGGAGCGGGACGCGCUGCAGUCCGACGUCAUACAGGCGCAGCACGACCACGCGAUCACAAAGAACGAGCUCGAGCACGUGCAAGACAUGCUGGCGUCGUACAAGGAGAAGCACGAGGCGCUGAUGGAGCAAAACGCGAUGCAAGAUGCGCACGUACUACGCCUACAAACCGAAGUCGCCGAGAUGUCAUCGACGUCCAAGACCCGCGUCCACGAGCUCCAAGAGACGCUCAUGGAAGCCACGCGCAGCAACAAGGAGGCCAUGCGUCAGAUUGCGAUCCUCGAGGACCACGUCCAGCGUACAACAACGCACAAUACGACCUUAGAAGGUCGCGCCCAGGAGGCCGAGCGCACGAUCGCCCAAGUCUCGCAGCUCAACGAAAAGCUCGUCGUACGCAUGUGGGAAGCGCAAGCCAAGGCCAAGGUCAAGCCCAAAGCCCCUAAACCGCCCCCGCCACCGGCUGUGAACCGGUCGACGGCGGCAAGUCGAGCAUCGGCCGUGGCCGCGAGUUACCGGGGGAUGUGCGCAGGCACUGUUAAUGGCACCAAAGGCGCAUCAGCAGUCACUGGCGGUCGUCUGCCAGCGCCGACAACAGCGCGAACACCGCCACCGCCCCGGAAAAAGAGUGUGAAAAAGCUCAAGUCGACCAAAGCCAAGACCAAUUUAGAGCGCUUGGAAGAAGCCAACAUGGCCAAGGUGCCAUUUCUUCUGGGCACGGCGACGACUCCGUCGUUCUCGGUCAUUGGAACAGCACAAGAGGCGCUCCGGGCGUCCGAACUCUACUCGGCCGUCGCGCCCGACGUCCACCGGCAACCAAGUCUCGACGCUGUCUCGCCACCGCCCCCGCCUGCCGCCACCGACCGUGCAAAGGGCCCUCCCACUUACAAGACGGGUGCACCCACGGAGCUUGAGAUUGACGAGCCACCCGUGAGCAAAGUGGCGUUUUUGAACUCCAUGUCCAAGGCCAUUGCCAGCGUCCAGGAUGAAUUCACGCAACUGAACGAGCGCUACCAAGCCAUCAUGGGCAGCCUCGACAAGUCUCCGGACGCGACCAAGCGCAUGGAAGAAACCAUCGAUGCGCUCGAAGCCAAAGGCGAGCAGCUCGCGCUUCUGCGGCAGCUCCACGCGCAGGCCGCCAAGAAUGCACUGUCAAGUACAACACGGCGUGUGGUACAUAGCCCGGAUGCCGCCAGGAAGAAGACGAAAGCGCUCCGCGUGCUUCACGAGUAUCGGGAGCUGGACCGCCACAUGAAGGAGCGCACGGCCGACGGCUAG
Messenger RNA from Saprolegnia diclina VS20, 1683 nucleotides. RefSeq lists its product as hypothetical. Bases 1 to 1683 code for a protein of 560 amino acids. The record is from RefSeq and is a predicted model, not a curated record. Gene Ontology annotation, cellular component: centrosome. NCBI's taxonomy places the organism in Eukaryota, Oomycota, Saprolegniomycetes, Saprolegniales, Saprolegniaceae. The transcript is spliced from 5 exons. Gene Ontology annotation, molecular function: microtubule binding.